AUGGAACAAAAAUUCAUGGUUGAAUUGCGUAAAAAGGAAGAUCAAUUGAAAAAAAUGUCCACCAAAAAAACUGGCAGUCCCCAACAAAGAUCCAUGGUCAAGAGAAUCAAACAAAGUUCAAGAAAACAAGCACAUGACCCAGAUUUUGAAUACCAACCAAUGACCAAACCCAAAGAAGAUGCAAGAAACAAGACACAAACUGCUGCUGAUGUACCCAAACCAACACAGGGUACCGAUGAAGAAAAAGAGAAGAAGAAUGACAACAAAAAAGAGGGUGCUCAUGAAGCAAAACAACAGCAGAAAGAAAAGAUACAAGAACACAUUGGCCAAGAGAAAGCAGAAGAAUCAAUCCCAAACAAGCCACUCGCCAUUUCAUGCCGUAAAACAAACAAGGUUUGGCAUAGCCUAUCCAAAAAAGACCAAGCCCAAAUUCAACUCAUCAACAACACACAAUCAAGUGCUUGUGUCUGGUCUGGCAGCGAAGAUGAAAACUGCGUAUACUUUUCAGAUAUAUGCAGAUUGACCAACAGGGAACCCUUAUAUGGGAAUGUCAUUGAUGCCUUCUCAGAAAAGCAAUUGGCACUCCAACCAACCAUUGAAGAAUUUGAGAAAAACGAUCUAGUCUUUGCAAGCAAUCCAUAUGCAGGAAGAUCUUACGUUUUCUCAACACUCAUCAAUACUCCACUACAAAACCAAGAUCAAGCACUGAGAGAAAAACUGAUGGACAGCCAUUUUCCAGAAGCAAUGAAAAACAGAUAUAUCCAUUUCCCAAUCAACCACGACAACCAUUGGACAAUUGUGGUCUUUGACAAUGCUGAUGGAAUAUGGAGACACUAUGACUCUUUGAGACCAGCAAAAGAUUGCCACAACAAGCACUUUGAAAUUGCAAAGCAAAUUCAACAACAUCAACUGAGAUGGAAUAAAGCAUUACUCAGCAAACAGGGAAACAUGUUAUCAUCUCAAGAGUGCGAGACAGAAAUUGCAUCAAUUGAGGAAUGCCCACAAUAA
Messenger RNA from Camellia sinensis, 1008 nucleotides. NCBI's taxonomy places the organism in Eukaryota, Viridiplantae, Streptophyta, Magnoliopsida, Ericales, Theaceae. The record is from RefSeq and is a predicted model, not a curated record.